Molecule: messenger RNA, 3042 nt
Organism: Ochotona curzoniae (black-lipped pika)
Lineage: Eukaryota; Metazoa; Chordata; Mammalia; Lagomorpha; Ochotonidae
Product: coiled-coil domain-containing protein 7-like
Exons: 30
Coding region: 1-3042 (1013 amino acids)
Source: RefSeq, a predicted model, not a curated record
AUGAAGCCGUCCAAGCACAUAAUGUCUGCAAGUUCUACCUGGGCAAAUGUUCCGCAACUGAUGUAUCAAAAAGGGCUGCUGAAGUCACCCUUGUCACAUAGACUGAAAGAGCGACGUGAUAGAAAACUAGCGUGUGACAAAGCUGAGCCCAUGGUCUUAAGAUCUCCACCGGCAGGAGAAUCCCUUUUACGAUACGCUUUGCCUAUUCCCUCGAGUAAGACACAAGACCUACUGGGGAAGGAUGAAAAGAUUAAGAUGAUCACCAAACGUCUGGGCAUGCUUGUUUCUAGUUUGGAAGAAACAUUUGGGUUAAACACUCAAGAAGGAGAAGAAGAAACAGCUAUAGGACCUCAGCAGGAAGAGGUUGAAGAGAAUAUGAAAUCAUUCUUGAUGUGUUGUUCACAUUUAGCAGCGCAGCUGGAAUCAGCGGUUAAACAGGAACAUACCAUUCUGGGAUCUCUUUCUAAGUGGUUUCAUGGACAAGUCAGUCAGCUAUAUGAAGAAUUGGAACAAGGUCAGGAGAUCCUAAGUCAAGAUCCAGCUCUUCUAGAACUUGCAGCAGCUAAUCAGCCAGUCACUCCAAGCACUGCACACAUUUUGCAGAAUGAAGAUGAACCUAGAAGGCAUUCUUGGCAGGAAUCUGUACCCAUCAUGAAUUCAGAAAAUUCACCUGUAGUUGUGAAAAGCUAUGAAACGGUAAAGCAUCAAAUUGAAGAUGCUGCUUAUUCAAUGACAACUAAGUUGGAUAUGAUGUUGGAGAUAUUUGAAAAGCACUCAAAUAUGUGGAAGAGAACUAUGAAAGAGCGAGGUGUAUUGGAGGCUAAAUACAAACAGAUACAGAGUGAUCUUGAAUCGUUAUCGCAGGAGAAAAGAGCGCUGGAAAAUAAGCUGCGGAGGCUGAAGGAUCCAGAGAAAGCAAAGAUAUAUGAUGAUUCAACAAAGAAAAUUGUAAAACCAGAGAAGAAAAAAGACAAAGGAAAAAUGGAGGAAGCUGAAUGGAAGAUGGGUGCCACAAAACAGUUGAAAAUGAAAGAAGAUUUUCAAAAUGUUCAGAAAUUAGCAGGUAAUCUGGAAUCUGAGAAUAGAAUCCUUUGGGAAAAACUGAAAGUGGCCUUGGAGGAAGCUGAAAGAGCUAAACAUCAACUGGACAAUUUCCUCAAUCAGCAGAAAACCAAGGCAAUAUUGGAAAGGGGAAAAAUAAAAAUGAAAGGUGAAGACUCAGUCGAGAAAAGAGGAGGAAAAUUAAUGUUAGGACGGAGGAGCAGUGAUGACAUCCACAGAUAUCCAGAGAUAACAGCAGGUGAAUUUAGAAGAUCAAUUGGAGAAAGCUCAGAGAAGGAAAGGGCUGACUCCACACUUUCGAAUCUGUCGCAGUACUUGGGGUCUGAAGGAUAUAGCCUGUGGGAAAUGCCCCUCGAAAUUGCAGCUGCUAAACGUGCUGCCCACUUAUCCAGCAGAGGAUCCCGAGACUCACAGGGGCUUCUGGCCACCGAAGCACUGCCUCCAGGCAGCACGAGAGUGAAGCUGUCCUUCACAGAACCCACUGCCCCUGGUACAGGGGAUGCACAGGUCGAUGUUUCAGAAGAGGAAUUACGAAAGAAGGACAAAAAAGACUCUCAAGGUGAAAAUGUACUUGACAAACAAUCUUCAGCCUCAGAAUCCCAAGGGCGAAAAGUAAAGCAAAGAAUUGUUAAGGGGGAUAGACGCAAAGCAUUCCUUAUAAACCCAACAUCACCUGAAGACAUGAUUUUGAUGGCAAGAAGAGAAUCUGAAACUGAAAGCAUAUAUGAGACUAUUGGUGAGGAACCGGAUGAAAAUACUGUGAGUGAGCAGUCUGAAUAUCAAGAUGCAAAACGAGAAGGGAAAGUGAAAAAGAAAAGAAUUUCCAAAGGGGAGACACUGUCCACUCAUUAUGAAGAACUGAAUGAAAAUACUAUAGGAAGACAUCAAGAAUCAAUGUCAAAAUCCAGACUUCAGGAACAGAAAGAUAGCGUUUCUAGUGGGGAACGUGUCACCACUCAGAGCAAAAAAACGGAGGAAAAUCUUAAACAUCAGCCUGAAGACUCAGUAGCAAAAACACAGAAAGGAGUAAAGAAACAAAGAAAAAGUAAAGAAGGAAAACCCAGUUACAGCAAAGAAGAGCCUUAUGAAAAUCUUGUGGUUCAGCCUCAACAUUCAACAUCUAAGUCAGAAAUUGAGGCAAAGACACAAAGAGCUUCCACAGGGGAAGUGUUUACUACUCCUUAUAAAGUUUCGGGUGAAAAUCUUGUUGAACAUCAAGAUGCAGACUCACAGCUCGAAAUCCACACGGAAGAGCAAAAUGUGUUCACUGACGAAAGAGCAAUCCCUCUUGAAACCCAGGAAAAGGAAAUCUCACUUGAGGCUGUAGUGCCUGAGGAGCAUGCUGUACUCCCAAGACGGGAAUCUCAAGUGAAGACACCUGAGCCUGUUAAAAAAGAAAGUCUCAAAGUUCAGACUGUAGAAGAAAAGUCAGAUGACUAUAUUAAACCUGAAGAUAAAUUUGCAGUGCUAAAAAGCCCACCUCAAGUUACAAAAACUGAAUCUUUGAAAAUUGAUAACAUACUGAGUAGUCAGAGGGUGGUUCAGGAGGCAGAUCAGCAUGUUUUGCCCUCAGAGUCAAAACCAAAAGAUCAUACUCAAAUGAGUGAAGCCAGAAAUGCCCAACUGAAAACACCUGAUCAUGACCUGACUAAGCUCCCAGAAGAGAGUUUUAUACUUAAAGGUGUAGAAACAGGACACAAGGUUCAAAUCAAAACAAGUGAUUCUAAGCAACCUCGAAUAUUGACAACUAAACAUGAAACAAUGCCAGAACCUCCAAAUAAAGUGAAAAGUGUUCCAGUAUCUGGUACAUCAAUAGAUGACCUAAUACUUCACUUAGGAUUAGACAAAGUGAUUGAGUUUGUUCAGUUGUUGAUUGCCAUGUUCACUGAACUCUGUUCAGAAAAGAUAGGUGAUGUGACAUCAGAUUUCAUUGAAUUUGCAGAGACCUGCUUUAUGGCCUGUUACAUUGUCUAUCUUUAA